Molecule: messenger RNA, 1265 nt
Organism: Macadamia integrifolia
Lineage: Eukaryota; Viridiplantae; Streptophyta; Magnoliopsida; Proteales; Proteaceae
Product: nuclear transport factor 2-like
Exons: 7
Coding region: 1-1020 (339 amino acids)
Cellular component (GO): cytosol; ribonucleoprotein complex
Molecular function (GO): mRNA binding
Source: RefSeq, a predicted model, not a curated record
AUGGCGAUGGUGAUUUCAGUUGUUCGGAGUCUUCGGACUAUGGAUUUCCGAGAGGAGGGAGACUUGUUGCUGGAUGGAAAUCCAGCCUGCUGGUUUGUGCCAUCAAAUCAUCUGGAAGAAAGUGAUCCAUUUGAAACUGCUGUGGAAGAAGCUGCUGUGGAUGAAAACAUAGUGGAUGAAACUGCUGUGGAAGAGAUGACAGCUGCAUUUCAAAGUGCGAUGCCCCCUGUCCAAGAUGCUCCUGCGCCUGUUGCGGAACCUGUUGGAGAGCCUCCGAAGCAGACUUAUGCCUCUAUUUUGCGGGUUGCAAGAGGUCAAUCUGCAUCAUCAGUAGCUCCUCAGGCAUCUUUAAACAAGGGUGUGGCACCUACUUCAGAAUGGAAUUCUGCAGGAUGGCCUAAUCCUUCACAGUCAUACCCUUCUUCCGUAAGCGUUCCUGAAAAGUCUGGUGCAGGAUGGUCUAACCCUUCACAGUCCUACCCUUCAUCAAUAAAUGUUUCUGACAAGUUUGGUGGUGAAGCAACGGAUGAAGUCACAGCCAUAGAUGAAGAAGGUGAAGUGAGAUCUGUCUAUGUGAGGAACUUGCCCACUACCAUUUCUUCGUUUGAGAUUGAGCAGGAGUUUAAGAACUUUGGCAGAAUCAAACCUGAGGGUGUGGCCAUCAGACACCGCAAGGAAUUUGGUGUUUGCUAUGCAUUUGUUGAAUUCGAAGAUGCCCAUGGUGUUCAAAAUGCGAUUCAGGCAUCUCCAAUACAGCUUGCUGGGAGGCAAGUACACAUUGAGGAGCGGAGAGCAAACAGCAGUAGCACAUCUCGAGGAGGAAGAAGGGGUAGAGGGAGGAGCAGCUAUCAGACAGAUGCCCCAAGGUGGCGUUUUGGUGGUCGUAGUGUUGGCAGGGGAAACGGCCAAGAUGGUGCUGAGAGGGACUAUAACAACAGACCUCGAGGGAAUGGUUUCUACCAGAGGGGUACAAGACCAGUAUCAAGGAAUGGGCAGAACCCAUCAGAGCCUAUGAAUUAGUUUUCCUAAGUGGGGAGAGGUGGUUUUCUCAUAGAUAACAUUCCUGUCAUGGUUUUAGAAGAAAAAAAAAUGUUGAUAUUCCUGUGAGUCUCAUUUUGAAAUUUAAUUAGUUGAGGUGUCAAGUGGAAGCGCCACUGAUUUUUGAGUGUGGGCAUUUUAUUCCCCAAUGUUUUUUUCCCCCAUUGAUGUUUCAAUUGGAUAAGAGGGAAGGUAAGCAUGUUUCAUAUAAAUUUUCUCCAGUGAAA